Molecule: messenger RNA, 483 nt
Organism: Solanum tuberosum (potato)
Lineage: Eukaryota; Viridiplantae; Streptophyta; Magnoliopsida; Solanales; Solanaceae
Product: non-specific lipid-transfer protein A-like
Exons: 2
Coding region: 3-338 (111 amino acids)
Biological process (GO): lipid transport
Molecular function (GO): lipid binding
Source: RefSeq, a predicted model, not a curated record
AAAUGAAGGGAGCUGCAGUUUUAGUGAGUUUGUUUAUGUUGGUAGUGCAACUAGGAGAAGCGAUAAAUUGUGGUGAAGUUGGUGGAGCAGUAGCUCCUUGUGUGCCUUAUUUGACACAAGGUGGAGAUCCAUCAGGUUCAUGUUGUGAUGGUGUGAAAAAAGUUGUACAACUAACGCCAACACAACAAGACAGGCAAGAUGCUUGUGAAUGUAUGAAAGCUGCUGCAGCUCGUUACUCUAAUCUUAAACCAGAUGCUGCAUCUAAUCUCCCUUCACGCUGUGGUAUUACUACUGCUAUACCAAUCUCUCCUACUACUAACUGCAAAAGCGUUCCUUGAGAUCAUGGGUGGACAAUAAAUAGUAUGGAAGGAAGCGUUUGCAAAUGCAAUAUUAACCUAAGUGUAAUAACGAGUGCAAAAUAUAUACUUCUAAUUGUACUCCCAAUUGUGAGUUGUGUGUAUGUAUUAAAUAUUAACAAUGUUA